AUGAGAGCUCUAUUCCCUGUGAUUUUGUUGGCGGUGACGUCAACACUGGGGUUCACCGUCCAGAAGCCGACCAUCGACGAGAAUGGUUAGUCAUUUUUUUUUCUCACGUUUUUUUUUCAAAUUUGUUUGCUAUUCUUUGGUUUUGACUUAUUUUUCCUUCUUCUUGCUCUCACAAUUGUCCGAUUGAGUGUAGUGAAAAAAUUUCCAAUUUUUUCCUCUUUUUUUUCUACUUUUCCAAGGUUUUUUGAGAAAAGAAUGAAAAGUUAUUGGAAGUCAAGGGCUUUGAAAGUCGGAAAAAAAUUGAAAUUUUGGUAUUUUUUUUCUUUUUUUCGUUUUUCGGUAUUUCCUGCCCUCCAAAUUUAGAUUUUUUUUCAGAGCUUUAAACAAAAAAAUCCAGAAAAAAAUUCUAAGUUUCAAGAUACUAAAUAUUUCUGUUUAUGACAAUUAAUCUGAAUCUUUACUCUCCUCGUUUAUGAAUCCAUAUUGGUGAGAUAGCCAAAAUUUCAGCUGUAAACAUGGAAAAUGUGUUACUCCUAAUUUUCUUCUCUCUUCAUACUUCCAUAGGUUCCCACCUAGUACCUUAUAAAUUUCACACGAGCUGAACUCAUUGUGGCCGCUUGAUCCUGCACUUGUUGCAAGCUCCGUGCUAAUUGUCGCACUUAUCUCCCCAUGUUCGGCAGCUAACGACGCGUAUUCUUGGAGAUCAUGGAGGUCUAAUUAUUUAUUUGUGUUCUCGGUGUGUUCUCAUGGGAAAAGUGUCGGCGGUUUCGUGGUUUUGACACAUCUGAAUGAGAAAUUGGGACGGCUAGCUGGAGGAAAAAAAAUUAUUCCAAUGCUGCGGCUUCUGAAGAGGAAGAUAGUACUUUACAAAAAAACGGCAAGGUUUUAUUUGUAAGCUUUUUCAAUCUAGCAAAGUAUUCAGAUAUUUUGGUACACAAAAAGCAACUCCGUUGAUAGUUGAUAGGUUUAAAAAACAGAGGAAAGCUAAAAGUAUAAAUGUUGUGUUUUUAUAAGAGUUUUCGAUGGAGUUUCAAUUUUUUUUUCUUUCUAAGAGACCUCUAGAGAUAUUUUCACAUGUUUUUACCUAAUCAGACAUUCUGAUACAACCAAGAACUAUGGAGACGAAAUGAAGAAAUGAAGAAACGCCGCGGCACCAAACACAAACAGAGGAAUACUUGACGUUUUUGGGGCGCAAUCAUCAUGCAUUCGGCUUCGGUUGGGUUGAAAGAAAGCGCGGUGCCGGCCGUUGCGUAACUGUGGCUUCCGGCGACUUUGGAUGCACACCACACACCUAUUUGCUUCUUCACCAUCCUUCUUUUUUGUUUGAACAUUUGUCGGCAACAAAAAAAAACGGGAAUAUGGUUGGGGGAGCUGUGAAGUUUGACUCACUGGAUGAUGUGGCGCGUCUCAAUUCUCUGUUUGUUGUGUUUUACAAAACGUAUCAACUACGUUUGUACUGUAGAGAGAGUGAAAUAAGAUUAAAAUAAUUCUUACAAAUUUUUUUAGGGUAUCUUGGUUUUUUUUUAGUUAAAAUGAACUCCAUGUUAUUGAUUCUUAUCGUAUUACGAGAAUGGUAGAAAAAUUUUAAAAUUGUCCAUGAAUGGUGAGUUCAUUUUUUUGUGGUCAAGUGAACGGUUGUUCGAUUUCAAAAUCAAUUUCAUUUAAGGAUGAAAAAAUAUAAAACUUUCCAAGAAAUAAAUUUUUAAUAGCAUUUUUUAGGGCGCAGAAGUUGAAAAAUGAUUAGUUCAUUUUUUUAGGGAAUUUUUUCGUUCAAAGUAUCACUCGUUCUGUUUCUUCACUUUUUGUUUAACCAAGCUUUGACGUUCGGGGCCUAAUCUGUGGCCUGGGUCAAUUAAUUUGGAGGAUCUCGAUGCCGUGCGGCGGCCGCUCUUUCAUCAAUUUCCUCGAAUGUCUUCGAAAUUCGCUUCCAAGUUUCAAACGGUCGUGUUUGUAUUUUCGGUAUCGGGUUUGGCCGAGAGGCUUUGCACAUUGGCUUCUGUUUGCGUUUUGACCUCUUCCUCCUCCGUUUUCUCGCCCAUCUAGAAGAACUGAUACGAUUCUUCUUCGUUUCUUGAGGACGGAACGAAAUUCGGCUGGAAGAAUUCCUCCAAUUUCAUUGGAAGUGAACAACGAUGAUUUGCACCUGUUGCACCUGUCUGACGAUUUGGAUUGGAGAAAAGCCACGAUUUGGUGGCAAUAAUGAGGAGCCAUUAUCAUGGGCGACGCAUCCAGCCUCGCCUCACAGCAAUGUAUUCAAUAACACGUGUGCUGCCUUCAUUGUUUCCCGCAUUUUUGUGGCUCUCCUUGAUUGCUUUGACAAUUUCGGUGACCUUGGAUUGCUCCAAUCAAGGAUGCGUGUUAUUACACAUGAUAUGGGGGAAAAAGGCACGAGAGAAUAAAUUUCUAAAAAAUGCUGAUGAAUUUUGUAGCGUGCUGUUAAAGCUUGCUUUGUUUUGAAGACAACUGAUUUUUUUGUUCGAAGAAGGGGUAUGACGGUUUCUCAACAACAACCUGAUAUACGUUUUUUAUUUCCGCAAGCACCGAGUGCACGUUAAUCCGUCAAAGGGCAUUCUCGUUUUUGUGCCUAAUCCCCUUUGCCUCGAUUAGACAGCUUCCUAAUUUUUUUCUUCUUCUUCUUCUCCGGUUUGACUCCCAUUCAAUUCGAUUUGCAGCCGGUCACUUGAUACGCGCAAAAGGAAUGGGUUUUAUUCCUUUUUGGCAGAGAGCCGCUGCCAUUGUCCACGUGUUUUAUGAUGUGGCGGCGUGAGCUCAAGCCAAAUUCAGCCAUCAACCGGGUGGAGAUGGUCACCUCCAGACGAUUUUUACGAUCGCAACAUGUCCCUUUGUCCUUUUUUUGGUCGGAUUCAUUAGGAUUCGUCAGCCGAGGAGAGAAUGAUUGUCGAUUGUGAUAGGCGGCGAAUUGCGUGAUGGAGCCUUGAGAUCUUUGAGAUUUCCGCCAGAUAUGUGUAUAUCGUUUUGGCGCAUUCAAUGCCGCGGAUGUACGGGGCUCCCUACCUGAAAAUGAUGGUUACUCUUUUUCGGCAUAUCAAACGCAAACGUUAAUCCAGAGAUUAAUGCUUAACAAAUGGAUGAGGUCACCUGUGAAACAGGCCAUCAACUAAGUGAGGAACUCAAAUCAGUUUCAGUGAAAGAAAAAUUCGAGUCAACCGAUAUAUCGAAGCAGUUGACACUCUUCCUUCAAGCAGUUUGCGAACUAUUCUACCACCCUCGAGAUGUUCUAAUCCAUUUAACUACUCACUGGAACCAGCCACUAGAAGCAUACUAAUUACGACCGGGUUCUGGAUGUGUCAUUUCUAAAAGCAUAAGUGCUCGUCCCGCUCACUCGUUUCGAUAAAUUCAUCGUGCAACCCAAAUCGCCGCAAAACGCCCAAAAUGGUCCUCCAUAACAAUCUCAAGUUACUUGUUCCAAGCCGAGUCCGUUCCAUUCAAUUCUCAGGUUUCUUUUGCGACCGCACGCUACAACUGUCGCAAAACAUAUGAAUGAGAGGGAUCUAUGAAAUUAGAGUUCUCUAGAAUAGCUUUUAAAAAGUUAUUUGAAGGAUACAAUUUUUGUAGAUUGUUUCAAGCGACUAUCAUUUGACGAGACUGUUCUCGCAGCUUCUUUUUAUGAUAAACAUUCUUCGAACCCGGCGAAAACUUCAAGAAUAUGUUAAAAGUGACCGCCGGAUGGGCAGCAAGCGCCGCAAAAAACAGACAGAUAUCCACUCGAUUGAUCAUCUGCCUUAAUCCGCAACGCACACGGUACGCCUAUCAUCUCGCCGCUGCUGCCCCCAGAAAAGUUCUGCGCGGCGGCAGACGGCAGCCGCCGAGUUCAUACUUGGAGCUAAUAAGUGGCGCGCAAACAGGUUAAGAGCUUGUAGAGAUCAUCUCAAGUGCAAUAUUUUGUGGCCUGGAUGCUAAAAGUUGUUUGAAAUUCUGAUGACUAGAAAAAAAAAAACAGAAAACUUUGAGUUCGAGCCUCUCAAGUUCUUCCCAGUUAUUCAAACAAAAGAAAAUUUCGAGCUACAAGUUUGACUUCAUGGAGAAUUGUUUGAUAAAACCUAAAAAGAGCAUUUCAAAUUGCAAUUAACAUAAUUAGUCAGAACACUCUCCACAAUUUUUCUAAUUUUUCAAAAAGCCUAAAAAUGCAGUCCAUUUGCUACGUGAAGAAGUAAUUUUUCGGGUUUUGAAAAAGUAUCAAGGUGGAGUUAUCUGCUUUAAGAAUCUUAUUUGCUUUCUUUCACGUCUUCCUUUUUUCACAGCCUUUUUUUAAAACAUAAGUUUUGCGUGAGAUAUGCUCUUCAACCCAAGAGGAACAGUCCUCUGAAACUUACACGAGAGGUUGAGAAGAAAGAAAAGCAACGUUUUGAAUGAGCGCCGCCGUCUUCUUCUUCUUCGUCUUCCAGGCGCGCAAACAGAAACAGCAGCCGAGGAGCACGUACGGUCAACAAGCCGUCAAAACUCCUCUGGCCUGCCUACGACGCGAAACGAAACAAAAUGAGGGGAUCUCAUGGGCCGCGACCGACGCGUUUUUCUUUUUCAAAUUUUGGCGGGAAUGGUCAUGAGAAUGUCGCAAAGUCAUGAAAUAUGGUUCAAAUUGGGCUUUUUUUCGAGCUUUUUUGAUCCAGCUGUUCAUCCUCCUCAGAGUCCUUUUCACGUCAAUUUUUUUUUUCAACUUACUAAAUGAACUUUUUUAUGUACUUUGAAACAAUGAAACUAACUUCUGGUCAAUUUUCCGAGUUUUAUAAGUUUAUCACUUUCAAACAAACAAAAAACUAUGUUUUUCGAAAAAAUUGUAUUUUCAGGUGGAAUUUCGCACACGAUCUGCGAUGGACAGCUCGCAGAACUGAGCUGUCCCAUUGGGAAAGUCAUUUCAAUUGUUAUUGGUAAUUAUGGCCGAUUCUCCAACCAAGUGAGAUCAUUGUUCGAUCUUCGAUCCAAAAAGGUUUUUUUCAGGUUUGCAUCGGUGAUCCGGAUAACUUCGUACCCUCGAACAACAACUGCCAGAAUCACAAGACCAAAUCGAUCCUGGAAAAGAAGUGAGUUUUGAAUGGGAUAGGGAGAAAAAUAAUUAUGGGUUUUGUCGCAAAAUUUUCAUUGAAUAUUUCAUGAUUCACGAUUUGAAUCUGAGGGGAGGCUGUAAUAUUUUCGUAGUCAUUUGAGAAGGAAAAGGCAGUUUUCUGGGAUCUAGAAAAGCAUUUCUCGUUUUGGAUUUUCUGUCAAAAAAUUCCCAAAGAAAAGUUCAAAAAAUAUAAAAAAACUUUGCCACCUUUUUGGUUUUUCGUGGGAUUUUUUUUGACACAUUUCCAGUUCGAUUUCAUAGUAUUUUGCGUGUCGAGUCUGAGGGAAAUAAGAAGAGGUUGUAUUAUUUUUACAGCCAGCCGGGAUGGCUUCAAAGCAAAGGUCAAUGUUUGUUUUCUGAUAUCAAGCCAACCAGCAUUCCUUAUGUUCCUUAGGUGGGGGAACAAAAGGGCAUGGAAGACCUUGGACGAGGAUUUUAAUAAUAUUCUUUCUUAACUGCUCCUCUGCCGCGUGAAUAGAGUAGUACAGUUGGGCGGUGGUGGUCAUUUUUGCGCAAGUCCGAGUAAUUGGCGAUUAUUUACCCAGGCUGUCGGCAGGCCGGGGCUGGCCGUAGUGAAAUGUUUGCGCGGUAAGACGAGAAGCCGAAGGAAGAAAUGAAGGCCUCCAGGGCUGUUAAUGGGCAGCCGGAAGUUUUUGGAAGUAUGUAAGGUCUUUUUGAAAAUUGAAAAAGGUCAAAAAAAGUGUGGCUUCACUAUGUUUAGCAUUUUGUUUCUUCUUUGAUUGUUUUCUAAAAAAAACUUUCAAUUUUUCAACUCAGAUAGAUUCAGGUUAUAACCAAAUGGUCGGAAGAGUCAUUAAAAAAAAGAACUUCCUAAUUUAGUUUGAAAGAAUUUAUGAACAAACUGAGAGCAUUUUUGGCUUUCUUUUUGUUAGUUUGAUACUCUGCUUUACGUUCUCCGUUCUGCGCUAGUUCGACGAACUCGUGUCUGGAGGAAUGCAGUUGGCAGUCAUUUCCUUUUCCGCUUGCUCGAUUUACACACUCUGGGCGGACAUCAAAUCAGAAUAGCAGAGUUCCAGAAAUGGAAUGAAAUUCCAAGGUUCUUCGUAGUUUCGAAGAGUUCAAAGUUGAGGGAUUGUCCUGCUGAAAGUUCUAUGAUUAGGAGAUAUGCCUAAAUGGAGGCGGUUGGCCUCUUAUUUCUUCUCUUCUCCGCUACAGGUGAAAGGCGCGGAGAUCUGAGCGCAACAGUGCAUAAAGAAACAAGGAAUGAACAGAGAUUUUGAACGUCGUCAAGGCCGGCAGCUGCCGUGCCUUGAGGUUUUUUUUCCGCGUGAAAUGACGCGUUUCAACAGUAGUAAUGACUGUUGUUGGUUGCAGUGAGUCUGACCUUCUCUCGGCGGAUAUUGGACGGUUUUUUCCUCUUUUUUUUUGGAUUCGCGCGCGCGCCAUUUGCAUAUUGGUGAGCCGAGGGUGUGCGGUAAACCGCAAAAGGCGACUCGAAGACAAGUGGGCAUCUUCCGAGGUUCGGCUGGAAGGAGCCAAGAGGGCCAGCCCAGUAAUCUUCUAAUCCUUCUUUUUCUUCUUGCCUUUCCGCGCGCCGUCGCGGUCGACCAAGAGAAUACAAGUCAGAUUGGUGGUAAAGAAAAAAGAUUUUGGGUCGAAGUUCGAAAUAGUUAUAAAAAAUGUUCUGCCCAUUUAAGUUUUCGAUGAAAGUUUUCCAGGCCUUACUUAUUAUUAAAACGCGUCUGUUUUGAGCAAUGAACUCAUUGAGAAGCGUUCAAUUUACUCAAAAAAAGAUUCACUGCUUGCACGGGAUGCAAAAGAUUGAGCCAAUUUUGGCACCCCGCAUUUGACAGCUCUUUUUAAUGGCAUUAAUUGUGGACGUGUGAAGCGAAAGAGGCGACCAAAUGGAUUUCCGUGUUGCCCUUGUGCGCUAAUUGAGAAUUUGGCAAAGAGUUUGGGGUUUUGGAGUAAGGCGGCAUUGAAUAAAGGAAUGAAAGAAAAAGAAAGUUUCUUCUGCCAGCUAUUCUUCGUCUUGCACAGUUGUGUUAGUUCGCUGACCCGUGCUGGCCGACAGACCAAAGGUAGUCUUUUCCGGAGACAAUGGCGGCAGAAGAUCACAACUUUUUGCGGGCAAUGAAACACGAGACGUCCAACGAGCUACAUACCUGUAAUUUUGGCCUUUGUCUCUGAGUACCGUUCUUUUUUUGAUCGGAUUGGGUUUCGUGCCUUGAAAUUAGUUCAGUCUGUGGAACUUCAGUUUCAUUCGUAGAUUUAACGGCAUUGAUUGAAAUAUGACCUCACCUGAAUAAUUUCAUCAAAAGAUAUAUAUUCAGAAAAUUAAAAAAUAAAUUUUAAAGUAGAGGAUCUAUUAUCUCAAUAAAAAAGCUAUACUUUAGUAGUUUCUCCAAAAAACGCUUUUUUGUCGGCAGAUGAUCAGAUUGGCGCAUUUGUACGAACAGCCUGUCCGUCGGUGGCUUCUUUCUUUCUGGAUUGGUCGCAGAAGCCUAUAAUCAAGUCAGAGUAGUCAGGUCGAAGGAGAAAACCGAUCGUUUUUGGCUGGACAGACGGGCACGAGCUGUUUUUUUCCGGCACUAAUUGCCAUGUACCCGCACACAUUUGCAUUACAAUCCUUCCGUUGUUGUAGAAAUGGAAUGACUGAGAAACGAUGGGCUUAAAUUGCUACCUUUGAUUUCAUGCGUCGAAAUAUAUGUUCCCAGGAGGAGAAAACGUGCCUCAUGGAUCAUCGGCCCAGAUGAAAUGGUCGCGAACGCGACACAACAAAAUGCACUUUGCACGCAUAUUAUUGUGUCUGGAUUAAUGAUCGCCAAUUAGCGAAGUCGCAAUAUUGUUUAUUGCGCGCUACCUUGGCACCGUAUUUGGGGGUCUUCCGAGGCAGCCAUACACACACAUACACACACACCUCAUGCUGUCAGAUCGUCCAUCACUUCGGCCGUUCCUUUCGGGGCGGUAAACACCAAAGUCGGCGGCGUUCAGCGGCUUGGAGUGACAGCUCCGGAUGGCUCUCGAUUGUUUCGGAUGCUCCACGCCGCCGUAGAUCUUCGCUGGACGAUUGUCGACACGCGUGAAUCUGUGAUUGAUGGCUCGAAGCACGUCUGUCUGUCGGCGUGUUGGAAUCAUUUCGCGGGGGCUUUCCAAAGAUUCUGUGGUUAGGCUUGAAGUCGCGGUUUCUGUGAAGCAAGUUGAGAAACGAGAUUAAAUUUUGACUUCGGAACAACUUGCAAGAGGUUCGGAGAGCCUUUUGGCUCAGUUAAAAUUUCAAUACAUAGAGGAAAAGCAUUUCACUUCUAUAAGUUUUUUUUCGUGUACCUUUUCGGCUUGUCCUUGCUUGUGCUUCACCUCGUCACGGUCCAACGCCUCGGCUAAUGCAUUUGACACGCGUGUAUGGGCAAAAGGCUUCUCCGAAACGCGCCAAGGCCUGUGAAGCGACAAAUGCUCGAGAGCCGCCACCUGUCCUGGCGGAAAAAGGAAACACGAGAGAAAAUGUCGGUUGGGUCACGAAAAAAAGUAGAUCAAAUUUGAAAAUUUGGCGCGUUAAAUAAGUUCAGAGAAAAAUUCAUUUCGGACACAAGCUAAAUUUAAUGUGAAUUUCGCGGACUGUGCGAUUCAGAGGGGUUUUUGAAAUUUCAAUUAGUCAGCUGUGACGAAUUUGAAAACGGAGACGUCAGUCAUAAAGCCAAUAACCAUGCGGCGCUUAUAAAACCGUUUUGGCGGGUGCGGGAUUAACUACAAAGAGAAGAGCAGCUGGAACUGAGGCGGUUCAGAUGCAAUGGCAAAGCGACUUGCCGCUUUAUCGUCGACACGUACCUUUUCGACGACGCCUGUCCCAAACAGAGCAAGUACCUGGAGGUGCAGCACGUCUGUCACCAAGGUGAAAAAGAGUGCUUUAUUGGUUUUUGUGUCGUGAAGUUGGCAAGGAUUGGUUGAUGUCCGAGUGGAGUAGAAAACAUGCUUUUUUUGGUUUUUAUGGUAGCUAUCGUGGUGAAAAAGGUUGAUGUGUUUGUCUGUAAAAUCUGUCAAUAACAGGAUGAUCUGCUCUGCGAAGCGGACAGAGAGAAAAAAAUUGAUUAAUAUACUCUAUUCACCGCCGCUUUGGGAUAAAAAUGCAGAGGUGUCUGAACCUCUUUUCACUCAUACUCUUUUUCAAAGAUUCUAUAAAUUUAUCAAAAAUCUCAAGCCAGCGGUGAAUGAGCUAUUUGUCUCAUUCGUGAUUUUAAGGUCUUUGCGAGAAUUCAAGCCAUUUUCCUCACUAUGUGCCUUCAAUCAAAAAAUAAUGCUUUGUUCAUUUGGUUUUUGUAACGCUGUUCUGUGUGCAGGUGCAAUGGGAAGUCGACGUGCGACGUGCAGGUUUCCACGAAGACUUUCGUCGAAGAUCCGUGCCCUCUGACCAGCAAAUACCUUGAAGUCAAAUACAAUUGUGUUUUUGUUGGUUCGUUGUUUUUUUGCUUCUUGUUUUUGUGUGUUCAGUAUCGUUCUUGAGUUGAUAUGGCUUUUUUUUCCAAAACCACUUGUUAAAUUCAAUCAAGGUCAAUUUUAGAAACUACAACAACUUCAACAACGUCUACGACCACGACAGAAGCCCCGGCGCCUGUUUCGGCCAUCAUCGGAGAUGCGGGAAUCGACUUGUAUGAAGACGACGAUGUUGGCAGAGAUAUUGAUUCCCAACGAACAACGAUCCGAUGCAAGCCGAUGACGAUUCGCGGCGUCGUGUGGCCGUCAACGCCGGCUCUUCGAGUGGCUAGGAAUACCUGUCCAGAAGGGUCCACCGGUGGACAGACCUGGCUCUGCGAGGAGACAGGCCUCUGGAGCACUAAAGAGCCCAACACAACCAUGUGCGAGAGCCAAUGGACCUCGACCCGUGACUCCAUGCUCAACGAAGUCAUCGCCGACGAAGACACCAGCGGAGUCGUAGAAGUCCUCCGGCAGCUCAAUUCCGACACUCGUCGGCCUCUUGUCGGUGGUGACGUUCCGAAGGUCGUCACGCUGUUGGAACGCGUCGUCAAUCUCGUCAGCGAAGAGCCGUGGACUCGCCCCGUUCUGUCCAUGACAAACAGAGGCGUCGUGGAGAUCAUCAACUACGUCGUGCGCAGCGAGCAAGUCUGGAAAGGAUGGCCGGAGUGGAAGAGACGGCAGCUGGCUGGACGCCUCUUGGACUUGUCUGAAAAAAUGAUGGUGACGUCGUCGAUGCACUUGUCGGCGAUCGAAGCGAACACACUGGUGCAGCCGUCGGUCACCUGCGAGAUGAGUCAUCGCAUUCGGGUUCGGAUUUGGUUUAUUCUUGGUUAAAGUAAUUGAAAAGGGGUUUCUAGAACAUAAAAAGAGAAGGUUUAUUGAUAUUUUAAAGCAAAUCUGUGUUUAGUCUCUUUCCUCGUGAAAAAGUUGAAGAAAGAGGCGAUCUCAAUGAAUUCAAAAACAAUUUUUUUGGGUAUUAAUACUGGGUUCAGGAAAUGGAAAACAGCUCCUUAAGAAAUUUUUAGUCACCCAGAUUCAUUUUGUCAUUGAGAAAGCUUUCAAAAACAACCCUAAAAGGUUCGUGAGAGUAGAAUCACCACAAGAAGAUGAUCAAGUAAACAGUACGUUUACAGGUGGCCUCUCAGCCCAGCGACUAUUUCGUGUUUCCCUCGAGUGCCGUUUGGAAUGAACAGGUCGUCGACAACGUCAACAUUCCACGUGAAGCACUUUCUCGAGUCUCCGCAGGUAGAGAACAAAAAAUCACGCACUGCUUUAAAACGAAAAAUUUCAGAAGACACCCAAGUGUACUUUUCUUCGAUGGAAAGGCUCGGAGAGCAGAUGCAGCCUCUGGAUUUGAUUGUCCCGUCUCAGGACGGGGCGACAACACGAAUCCGACGACGUCGCGUAGUUUCUCGCGUUGUCGGCGUCGCCGUCGUCUUGAACGGCAUUGUCAAGCCGGUCGAGAAGCUUUCCAAGCCGGUACAAAAGUCGAGAAGGCCUCGUGGAAGAACUUUGUGAUUUUCAGCUCGUCUUGACCUUUUACCACCAACACGCGGCCGUUCGACACAUGGACACGCCGACUUGUGCUUGGUGGAACACUCAAGAGCUUGAUGUUCGUUAGAAUGAAUCUUGCAAAGUAGCCUAGGAAGUUCAGCUCUAAAACGUUUCCAGUUCACUUGAAGUUUUUUUGAGCUCUUAUCGCUUCUCAUAGUUAUUUUGAGAAUUUCAAAACAUCAUUUAAAGAUCGGUUGAAAUUGUAUACAGAAAAAAACACAAAUGCGUAUUUAGUUUUUUUCAAAAAAAGAAAAAAAUAAAAAGGUUUACGUUUAAAGGUACUUUGAUUUUAAAAAGGAGCCGAAAUGAAACCUUUUUCGCCGUUUUCUUUAACGGAUCUUGAAAAAAAAUUUUUUUUUUUAGUGGUCUCCGACUGGAUGCUCGAUGAAAUCCCACAACUCCACGAUGACCGUUUGCGAGUGCAACCAUAUGACCUAUUUCGCUGUUUUGAUGGACGUUCGUGGACAAAAGGUUCGAAAUGUGCUUUUUCCAGUGCAAAUUGAUGAAAUUCAGCUCGACGACACGAAUGAACAGAUCCUAACGAUGCUCACCUAUUUCGGCUGCUCCGUAUCAAUCGUGUGCCUUCUGGCGACCUUCUUCUGCUUCCUGAUCUUUAGUCAGAAUGGCGGAGACCGGUAAGCUCAAUUUCAAAAGAAAAGUAAUAUAAAUAAUGGAAUUUUUCAGUGUUUUCAUCCAUGAGAACUUGUGUUUGAUGCUAGCGGCAGCGGAGGUCGUUUUCCUCGUCGGAAUUGGCCGAACCGAUGACCCGACCCAAUGCGGCUUCAUCGCCUUGGGCCUUCUCUACUUGUUCCUCUCGGCGUUGACCUGGAUGCUUCUCGAGGGAUUCUGUAUCUAUCGCAUGCUAGUGGAGGUAAAAGAUCAUUCUGAUGGAAAUUUGUGCAAUAAAUAUGAAGAUUUGCCCAUAUAAAAUCUAGUAGAAAAAAGAAAAAAAAAUUCGAUUCAGGUCUUUCCAACGGGCUCGAAGAAGGGAUGGUUUCUGGUUGUUGGCUACGGUCUGCCUGCCUUGAUCACUGCAUCUGCCUACUUUUUCGAUCCUUCUGGUUUUGGGACGAGCACUCAUUGCUGGUGAGUCUCAUUAGAAAAUAAUUUGUUCAUUCACAAAGAAAAUCUGUGAGUUUGGUGAAAUGAACCCCUGAGUUUGUAGGCUUCGAACCGACGACUUUUUCAUCAUGUUCUUCGUCGGACCGGCCGUCGUGAUUCUCGUGGCGAACACUCUGAUGCUGUUCAAGGCGAUGUGCGUCGUUUACAAGCAUGUCAACGGCGGCUAUUUACCUUGCCGACACGAGUCAGAUUCUGGACGGAACGUCAGGUAAGACCCCAACAGAUUUGAGUUCUAUAGCUGAACCCUGCCUUUCAGAACUUGGGCCAAAGGCGCGCUAGGCUUGGUUUUCCUGCUCGGCGUCACCUGGACGUUCGGUCUUCUGUGGAUCGACGACGGCAGAUCCAUCGUCAUGGCCUACGUUUUCACGAUCGCCAACUCCCUUCAGGGACUCUUCAUCUUUCUUUUCCACGUCGUCUUCUCCGAUAAGGUAUACUUCUGAACAAACUGAAAAAAAAAGAGAAAAUCUCUGUCAAAUUUUGAGUAACGAAGGCCAAAGUUCAAAAAUCCAACCGAAGCUUAAUUUUGAAAAAAAGGUUAGAUUUAAAAAAAUAAGUUAGAGCCAGAAAUAUUGUCUCAACUAAGAAAAUUUAAACCAAUGCAGAGCUUCAAAAUUUUAUGGAUUCUCGCGAUAAGAUUUUUUUUUGUUCAAAAUUAGAUCGCACAGCAUUAUCUGAAAGUAUUCUACAGAAUCCAAAAAACAGAACAAAAAUGAUUCCAUUUAGCCUAAUUAUCGAAUUCAGAUGCGGAAAGACAUGAAGUACCGAAUCGCUCGUUGCACUGGCUGCCAAUCGAGAAAUUCCCCACAAAAAAGAUCGGCUCUUCCUCACGAUGGCAUGUCGCCAACCAACGGCAGCGCUACCGGAAGCGAGAUAAUGGUAUUAUAUUUUUUUUCUCAUUUUUUUUUUUGGUUUUCAUCACUUUGUUAGACGUGCUGGUACUAUGUGUAUGUGUAUGUGUAGAGACGAUUGGUGACGACGAACACCCGCGGCGAUUAUUCGCCCGUCACGGCGGCAGCCCAUAUCCGCGUCAAUGACCGUUGUAAGAGUGUGAAGAUCCCCUUCCGUAGAAAAGAAAGACGAACUUCUGUAGUGUGCGGCUGUCGCUUGUCUCUCCAUUCUGUUCCACUAACUUUUGUGUUGCUCCUCUCCCAGAAGAGCUCCAUAUCUUUAUUUUUCGUCUAGACACAUAACCAUCUAGUGUUUGUCGUGUUCCACCGUGUGUUCUUGGACUCUCGGCCUCAGUUGAUUCGAUUUUGCAGUACCCGUCCGGCGACAAGUUCCCCUUCGGCAGGGUCUUGGAUACUACGAGUCAAUUCGGAUAUAACACCUCGCGACUGCAUCAUCCGAUUUAUGAGCCUCAAAGUAAGAACUGAACUAUAUCAGCUACAGAAAAUAGAAAAAAAACGAAGGGGAUAUUGAGAAAAUUGAGUUUUCUGUAUAAAUAUGAAAUUAGGUGUGAUUUGAGGUAAAUUAAUCAUAAAUUAAAGUAAUUUUCUUUGCGAUUUCAACAACAUACUUGAAUUUACACAAAGUUCUUGACAUAUUUGAUUUCUUACAACUUUUAUUGUAUUUUCUCAUUUCAAAAAUACGAAUUUCUCAUUUUCAAGUAGACUUUUUGAACCGCAUUGAAAAAUCUGUACAAAAAUAGUAAUUUAUCGCAAGAUUUCGUUCAAAUUCCACCUAAUUGAUGUAGGUACCCAGUUGUAGUAAUAUAAUGGCUACAUGAGCUUGAAACUAGAAGAAAUCCGAACGGAGGAGUCAAACGAACCUUUCAGCGACCUACGACUACGCGACGAUCGCCUACGGAGACAUGAUGCCGGGAAACGUGCAGCGGGCCCCGCCGGCCUACCAUCGCAUGCCCCCGACGCAGUUCUCCCAGGACGGCCGCUACGCGACCAACGGCUGGCAUCACCGUCCGCCUCCUGAGUUCUCUCCGCCACCGCCGCCUGCUCAGCUUCAGCAGCAACGAACCUACGCCUCUAACACCAACUCUUCGGCUCGUCGGCCGCCCUCCUCCAAGAUGAGCGACGACUCGGCGUAUUCCGACGGCGGAUCCUCGCUUCUCACCACCGAAGUGACCCCUCAGGGACAGACCGUCUUGCGGUUCGACCUUCGCAAGUCGUCUUCUCCGCAGAUGUAUUGUCAUGAGCUUUAG
Molecule: messenger RNA, 14324 nt
Organism: Caenorhabditis auriculariae
Lineage: Eukaryota; Metazoa; Nematoda; Chromadorea; Rhabditida; Rhabditidae
Source: the annotation of a GenBank genome assembly